Messenger RNA from Funneliformis geosporum, 357 nucleotides. Lineage: Eukaryota; Fungi; Glomeromycota; Glomeromycetes; Glomerales; Glomeraceae. The record is from the annotation of a GenBank genome assembly.
AUGUCAUAUCAAAAUCCAGCUACAUUCUCACCGUAUACUCCACCUCCUGAUGAGCAAAAGUCGAACCGCAAUUCCGUUCGAUAUGCACCGAUUCCUAGUAGCAGUACAACUGCGUCAACCUCCGCUUCUGCUUCUGCAAAUCCCUUUGCCGGAGUUUAUAAGCAAACAGAACAAUUCCCUGAUGCUCAAAUAAGGAUCAAUAAAUAUGAGACGGGCUUGCCAAUAAGAGUUGAUAUUGAAGCGGCUUUGGCUUAUGCGCUGGGCUGUGUAACUGCCUAUGUGGAUGGAAUUACUUUGGAACGAUUUGAAUUACCGAUUUUUGGUACUUUAGCCAGUUCUUGGGUGGAUAGCGAAUAA